GUGUACUCUUGUCUGUCUUCAUGUUGGACUGGCCUACUUGAAAGCAACUGACUGACGUCAAGUCAUGUCUGUCAGACAGCACACACGCAUCGCAUACACACGCACGGAGACAUACCGUCAUAAUCACACACGCACACACACACACACAACAAAACACACAGACACUUUCACGUCAUAGUGCGCCAUAUAAAAAACAGACGCAUUACGAGACGGACAACACGUCAUGAACAACACCCCACAGCGAAAAGUGUGUGUGUCCGCAUCUCACGUCAUCUGCAGCGACCUGAACGUCUCCCUGCCGUCCCGCCCCCUCUCGACCCACCCCACCGCCCCCCACACCACGGCAGCAACAUCCUUGCUGAAGCCGUUGUCGAUGUCCCCCGCCAGCCCCCACUGGGCCGCCUCGUCCAGAAUGGCCCGCUGCACCACCUCACGCAACUCCAUCUUGCGGCCGCCCACACCGCCAACCACAAAGCACUGCAGCUGCGGCACACGCACCACCUGGCCGCCCACAUCGGCCGUCCCGCCGACCACCUCCCUGUUGCUGCUGGCCUGGUACACUGCCGACUUGACGAAGUGCUCCGCUGCCGCACACAGACGCCGAGCCAUGUCGGAGUGCCGCACACCGAUGGCCUCCUCUGUGGUGGUCUCCUGGGCGGCAUCCAUGUCGAAGAGGUAUGACGCGAUGAGCCAGCCGAAGAUGAGGGCCUCCUGCGGGCCGACGGCCAGCCGGGGUGUCAGGAGGGCCGCGAGGGAGCGGUGGGGGGCGAGGGCGGCGUUGACGGCCGACAUGACGGCAGGGCCCACCUCGUUGAGCACCGACGCAUACUCCGUCAGCACCAGCUGGCGGCCACAGCGGUCUCUCUCUGUGGCUGUGGAGAUGGUGGUGAUGCCGGCCCCCGCCCGCAGCAGACUGCGGAUGGUCAGCUUGUAGCCGUCAAUCUCGGCGUCGUCCUCAUCCUGGGCCUGCUGGCGCUUAUAGAGCUCGUAGGCAGCCCUGGCGAGGGGCGUCCAGCCGCCGUCGUCGGCCCGUCUGUUGAUCUGGUCAGCGGGCAGCUUGCGGCAGAGGUAGUCGGCCACGUGGGGAGAGCCAUGCGCUGCCGCGUAAUGCAGUGGCGUGCAUCCAAUGCGGGCAUCGACUGCCAUCAUGUCGGCCCCGUUCGCCGUGAUGAGGUCUAGGUAGGCGUCGAUGAAGGACUGGGGAUAGUGGCCCUUUGAGUUGACGGCUGCCUUGUGCACCAGGUUGUUGCCGACGUCUCGUUCGGUGGCGAGGGUGGGGUUUCGUUCGAUGAGUUGCCGAUACAUCGACAUGAGCAGCUGCAGAUACUCGGGGGGAGGCGGACGCAGCGGACGGGGCAGCGCCAUCACCAUGGGUGAGUCUGGUGGUACGCGCAUGUGGAUGUUGCGGCGGGCCGUCAGGAUGUCGAAGGCCGUCUGAUUGCCGCAUGCAAUCGCCAAGUGGAGGGGCGUCUGUUCCGUCUCGUCGGCUGCCGCAUUGGGGUCGGCUCGUCCGUCGAGCAGUGCGGUCAGAACGGCCCUCUGCAGCUCGUCAGACGACCACUGCGGCAGGGCGACGGGACGCUCAUCAUUGUCGCCCACACUGCCUUCGGCUUCGAUGGUCAUGACCGUGUAGUCCGACUUGUUGUCAAUGGCGAGACACAGGAGCGGGUAGCCGAGGACCACACCAUUGCUGUCCUUGACCACCAGCCCCGUCAUGACAUCUGGGUGGGCGCCCUGCUGUCGGAUGAGGUCGGUCACUUCUCGCGCGCUGGUGAAGCGGCGGCCGAUGAUGCACCGUGACAGCAGUUUGGUGGCGUCGUUGGUGCACUCGGGGAACCGAGCCUCCAGCUCAUCGAGUCCGAAGUGGUCGUCAGGCACAGGGAUAGUGGGAUCCGCAAGGCCACUGAGAGGAUGACCUGCAACACACAGCCACCAUACAGCAGACGGCGAUUGAACAGCUGUGGGCACAGGACCUUUUCUCGCGUCUGUCUGGCGUACCUUCCUCCUCAUAUUCAAUGAAGCCGUCGUCGGAGUAUCCGUCAUCGAUAUCGUCAUCUUGGUCGUCGUCAUCCUCCUCCUCCUCCUCCUCCCACAUGCCAUCCUGACACACAACAAAGAGGCAGAGGGGCGGAAAAUGACGUACGUGCCUCCAUCGCAUGGACCAGUGUUGGUGUCGAUGAGUGCCUCACCGAUUCGCUAUCACUUCCCUCCUCGUCGGCCAUCUCAUUGGCCAUCCCGUCCUCCUCAUGCUGCUGCUGGCCGCCUGGACACCAACACACACACCUGGCAUGAGUGUGCUGCUGGUGUGUGUGUGCGUCGAAUGGUCUGUGUGGCAGGUCUAGUCACUCACCGCUGUCUGCGCCAUUGCGAUCUGAUUCCUCAGCCUGCCCACUGCCGCCAUGCUCCUCCUCAGCUACAUCGCCUGCACACACCGGGUCGCCUGCACACACACACACACACACGUAAUGGCGAGGACGGUGUGUGUUUGAUGUGUUGUCGUAGUGGUGUGUGGCGUACCUGCAUCGCCAUCAGCACCGUCCGCCAUGGCAGUGGAGGCCAUGUGGCUGUCGUGAGUCUCAGACAUCACUCAAAACAGACACCAACAGCUGCACCGACCACACACACAGAGCUGCACCGACCACACACACAGAGAGGCGACAAGGGAUGGGCAGACACCUGGUGCAUGUCUUGUGUGUGUGCUCGCCCACCUAGCUAUGAGUCAAAUGGUAUACAAUGGCGCUCAAUCAGUCCGCCCCGAGACAGACCUGCACAACACGACAACGACACACAAGGUAGCAAGCCACCCGUCCAUUAACGAGCCCCUUCACGCGCUUUCCUCCUGCUGCUGCUCGUACGUCACCUGAUGUGGCGCACGGCUCUGAUCGGCCCUCGUAAGCCCGAUGAUUGUCCGCCAAUCGCGCAUGCACCAACUGUCACGCACAGAGAGAGAUAGAUCUCCACACAACCUAUGUGCACAGCAGUGUGAAGCCGCUGUGAGUGCAGUCCUCCAUCACUGCUUCCUUCGUUUCGACGAGCG
Molecule: messenger RNA, 3037 nt
Organism: Vitrella brassicaformis
Lineage: Eukaryota; Vitrellaceae
Source: the annotation of a GenBank genome assembly